This is a messenger RNA of Eutrema salsugineum, 640 nucleotides long. Its product is annotated as protein ORGAN SIZE RELATED 1. The transcript has a single exon. The record is from RefSeq and is a predicted model, not a curated record. The coding region runs from base 86 to 352 and encodes 88 amino acids. NCBI's taxonomy places the organism in Eukaryota, Viridiplantae, Streptophyta, Magnoliopsida, Brassicales, Brassicaceae. Gene Ontology annotation, biological process: positive regulation of organ growth.
AAUUAGAGCCACAGACAAAGGCAGAAGGAUCUAAUAAGACAUUUAUAUAAAAAAAUUGUUUGAUAAACUAAAUACUAAAUGGAAAAUGAGGGUACAUGAUCAACGGCUGAGAUUUGAUGUCACACCCAAGCCAAUGGGUUUGACCGGAAGUUCAUUGAUCACGGCAAGAUCCGUCGCAGUUCUUCUCUUUCUCUCUCUGUGUCUUCUGAUUCUUCCACCGUUCCUUCCGCCGCUUCCACCGCCUCCGGCGACGCUCCUCCUCCUCCCUCUCCUCCUCAUGAUUCUCCUCAUUUUCUUGGCUUUUUCUCCUUCUAAUGAGCCUAACCUCACCGUAGAUUCUCUCGACCCCUGAUAUCGCCGACUUGCGCACCGUCCGUACAUUACAUAUAUGUAUAGGUGUGUCUAUAGAUGCGUAUGUAAGCAGCUUUUAGUUUCGUGCAAGUACGAUCAUCUCAUGUGAUAGAUCUCUGAGUUUUCCUUCCAAAACUAGCUUUCAAUUACAUUUCUCUGAUUUUUUUGUUCCUUUUUUUUUUUUUAAUUAAUGUUGAUUUCGUUUGUAGGUUCAUUCUUAUUUUGUAAAAGAAUCUUGUUUAUCAGCGCCUCACUUUGAAUUGUAGAAGAAUAUUUUUGAAAUUAAAUA